Molecule: messenger RNA, 1410 nt
Organism: Pocillopora damicornis (cauliflower coral)
Lineage: Eukaryota; Metazoa; Cnidaria; Anthozoa; Scleractinia; Pocilloporidae
Source: RefSeq, a predicted model, not a curated record
GAGGAACACAGUACGUUAAGUGGUCAUUCAGGGAAAGUACGAAUCACGGUUGAACGUAAUUAAUGAUUUAAGAACUGCGCAGACUCCGGCAAAUCUUACUGGUUUGUUCUUCUAGCCUCUGUUUCUUCGUCUGAAAGAUGACCUCAAAUAGCGUACUUCUUUUAGUUCUACUCGUAGCAGUGGUCGGAGCGGCGCCAAAGAAGAAAGAAAACAAACCUGAACCACGGGACAGUAAUCGUUCACUUCUAACAGAGCUUCAGCAGGCUGAGUCUUCCGGUGCAGGGACUGGGAAAGAAUCAGACUCAACAGCCGCUGUUCUAUUGGAAAAAGUACCCAAAUUUAAAACAAAAGUGGCAGAAAUAAAGUGGAAAUUGAACAAGGCACGAAAGAAACUGAAAAUUGCCAAGCAAUAUGUAACACUCGCUGAUAAGGUUUCACUAAUGAGAAAAAAAGGAAAAGGUGCCAGUAAAGAUGUCAAGGAUAUAAUACGGAAGGCAGAGAUUGCCUUGGUCCACGCUGGUGAACACAUGGGUCUCGAUUAUGUUCAUUUUUAGAAGCACUUUGAAUUUGGAAAUAAAUUAUCGGAAGCUUACACCAGGCAUGCAAGGGAAAAUUACCGAGGGAAAUGGACACCUAGAGGUUAACUUUGCCUAAAUGAACGUUUUAAACCUUUUUUAAAUUAUGUGGAUAAUAAAGUAGAACUUAUGCGGGAAGAUGAUAACGUGUGAGCCAAUAUGAAACCCAAUAUGGUUUGUUUUUGUCAGCUGAGGGAUUAAUGCUAUUUCAAAAUUGUUAUAUUUUAUUAUUGGUAUAUCUUGUUUGAAAUGUCUCUGUUUACACCGACCUUCAGUGGUUUUCUAUUAUUUGUAAGAACUGCGUCAGUAUGAUUUUAGAACAAUUGUUGGCCACGGUUGUCAACGACAGAGGAUUUAAAUUUUGAAUAAAACUCUGUAUAGAGGAUGACCGAGUUAAGUCGACGCAAUCUUAUACAGAAGGCAUUGAGACACCCGAAACUGUUCCCAGUUUUUUAAAAAUUGUUUUUGGCUGUCUGCUGUUUGAUAACAUCACGGAUAAUUUUGGGCCAAAUCCGACGGGCGGAAAAACUCAACAAUAUCAUCCAAUCAUGACUUUUAUGUUCCUUCCUCUCAUUUAUCAAUAAAAAUAAUUGGCUAUUACUUACCAAGAAUAUCAAUUAACUGUAGCUUCAUUUAUCUUUGGAUUUUUAAAAGGUUUACGUAGUCAAGAAAACUAAAAACGAUUUGGCCAGCAUUACGCACAACUUGGCACAUCUUUUCCUGUUGGCGAUGUUUCUAUAACCACUACCGACCCAAGCACAGCACUUAUGGACAAAAGAGCACCUGUUCGUUCAGCUAUAACUAAUCAGAAGUAAAUAAAUCAAAUGAAAAGAGA